Thamnophis sirtalis is the source of this 1189-nucleotide messenger RNA. The record is from RefSeq and is a predicted model, not a curated record. Lineage: Eukaryota; Metazoa; Chordata; Lepidosauria; Squamata; Natricidae.
AGAGCAAGAGGAGGCGGCAGGGGAGGCAGCCAUCCUCCCGGCGCUUGGGGGGCGGCUGCUAUGGCAAGAUGCCCGGCCAAGUGGCCCCUUAGAGGCGGCUUCCGAGGUGGAGGAGCUGGACAGGAGAAGAGCCGGGAAGCGAGAGAAGCAGGAGACCCGCCUGGAGACGGAGGAGCUGCCAGAUCCCACUUUCAGGUACUGGCAGCCUGAACAGGGGCCCUGGCUGCAGGGAGGGGGGGAGCUGGAGGGAGGCGGAGGUGACUGCGCAGGAGAGCCGGCCAAGAGGAGGAGGAGGAAGAAGAAGGAGAGGAGCAGAGAGAGGCUGGCGGAGGGGGCCCCUGCUGCCAUCAAGGAGGAGCCGCUGGACGUCCCCUGUCUGGGGGGCCUCCCAGAAGAGAAUCUGAGGGCUAUUGGAGAGGACCCUGUUGGGGAAGCCCCCAGCUGCAAGAAGAGGAAGAAGAGGAGCCGAGAGAGGCUGCCGGAGGGGGGCGCUGCUGCCAUCAAGGAGGAGCCGCUGGACGUCCCCUGCCUGGGGAGCCUCCCAGAAGAGGGUCUGGGGUCACCCAGAGAGGAAACUGGUAGGGAGUUUGCUGGCUACAUAAAGCAGAGCCCCGGGAAGGAGGCAGGGGGGCUGUGGGGCGUUGCGGCUCUUAAAGAGGAGCUGGGGGACGUCCCCUCUCUGGGGAGCCUGGGGGUCACCCCGGAGGACCCCACAGAGGAACCCCCCAGCUACAAAAAGAAGAAGAAAAAGAAGAGCAGAGAGAGGGGGGCGGAGGGGCUGUGCAGCAUCACCACCGUCAAGGAGGAGCCGGGGGACACCAGCUGUUUGGAGAGUCUCCUGGGUCUGGGGUCAGCCAGAGGGGGCCCAGCUGGGGAUCUCCUGGCCUGCAAGAAGAAGAAGAAGAAGGGGGGCAAGCUGGACAAGGAGCCACUGCAGGAACAGGAGGCUGCCCCUCUGUGGCAAGAGCCAGGGCUGGAAGAGCCAUUGCAGACGAACUGGGCAAGUCCCAGCCCCCAAAAGAAGAGGAGGGAGGGCAGGAGGAGGGAGGGGGAGGACCAGGCUGGACUCUCUGCAGCAGGAACUUAAGGGGUGGCUCUCCCCGCCCCCCCCAGUGUUGCUGAUCAGUUGCCAUAUUUUUAUUCACACUCUGCCUGUCCCUCCGAAUAAAUCCAGGAGCUUUGCAUGCCA